AUGGCAUCCACACUAAAAAACGCAGCUCGAGUUGAGGGUGCGUGGGAGCUAGUCUCGUUCAUUCUCUACGCAGGAGAAAGCCUCACACCGAUUGCCACGCCGUUAGGUGAAAAGCCCCUAGGGAGGAUCAUGUUUCUACCAUCAGGAUAUAUGAGCUGCACGUUGACCAAUCCGGAUGCAGCUAAGCCCAUUCAGGCACCACAAUGGGCUGUAGCUUCAGAUGAUGAGAUAGUGUCUAUCUCAAGGGCCAUGACAACAUACUGCGGGCACUUCAGAACCUUCGAAGAGAAUGGAGACUUGAUGCUGGCGACCAAGGUGGAUAUAGCCUUGGACCCCAACUGGAUUGGGUCGGUUCAGACGAGGAAGGUCAUUCUUCACGAAGCUCAGGGGACGAGGUUCAUGACAUUGAAGCCUGUCCAAGCUCUGCUGCUGCCUAAUGGGAUGAAGGCUACCGGAGUUCUCCUUUGGAAGCAGAUUGAGGACAAGAAACUGGUUGCAAGUCUUUAA
Messenger RNA from Venustampulla echinocandica, 507 nucleotides. RefSeq lists its product as uncharacterized. Lineage: Eukaryota; Fungi; Ascomycota; Leotiomycetes; Helotiales; Pleuroascaceae. Bases 1 to 507 code for a protein of 168 amino acids. The record is from RefSeq and is a predicted model, not a curated record. The transcript is spliced from 2 exons.